AUGACCAGACCAAAUUUGUUUCUUGCCUCUUUUGACCAAUCUUGUUUCUUGCUUUCCUUGCAGAUGACUGCUGGCAAGCUGACUCCAGAGACUCAAAGGUGGGUGCUUCGAUUAAAGGGCCGCCUGGGUCGCCUGGUGGCAUCUCUAGUGUCGUUCCCGUCUGGCAUCAAGGCGCUAGCAGUCUACGUGCACAGCAAGGGGCUCAAGCUGGGCCUCUACUCCGAUUCUGGGAAGCGCACGUGUGCAGGCAAGCCAUGGUCACUCGGGCAUGAGGCGAUAGACGCCCUCACCUUCGCUGAAUGGGGAGUGGACUAUGUCAAAUACGACACCUGCUACGACGAUGGAACUCCCACCAAGAGAGGGGGACAGGACACCUCUGCACUGUGGGCGUAUGGCGUGGCAGAUCCGUGGCGCACAACCCUUGCCAUUGAUGACACGUGGAGGAGACUUGGACAUUCUGCAAAUGGAGAAGUUCGGCAUCGGACACUCGACUUACCAUGUGCACUUCAAUCUCCUCCCCACUCAGCUAUCCUUCCUCCUACCCACAUUCUUCACCUCGCCACCCCCGUGCCUCCUCCUGUAUCAGACUUGGACAUUCUGCAGGUGGUGAAGCUCGGCAUGGGAGAGUCGGUGUACCAUGUGCACUUCAAUCGCUGGGCCAUCAUGAAGCAUGUGGCAAAGGGUGGCAUAGGAGAGUCGGCGUACCAUGUGCACUUCAAUCGCUGGGCCAUCAUGAAGGCGCCACUCCUGCCGGCCUGCGCACUCUCUGCUACAUCGGAACCAGCCAUGAGCAUACUCAGCACAGACGAGGCUAUUGCCCUCAACCAAGUCGUAGCUUAUCGGUAUGACAGCAACGCGACGGUGUAUCGUGUUUCCUCACUCGGUCGCCCUGGCAUCGCCCUUCCUCAAACAUCACAUUUGGCCCUAUCGCCUUCUGCGUACCCUACGCGCACGCCCACGCUUCCCCCCACCCUUUCCCUCACCGUCGCUCACGCUUCCCCUUUACCGUCGCUCACGCUUCCCCUUACCGCCGCAUGCGCUGCCUCCUGCUCCGUGGGUGCACCCACGCUUCCCCACACCAUCGCGCACGCCUUCCCCCACAUUCACACACGCUCAUCGCCCACGCUUCUUCUGACCGUCACCCCCGCUUCAGCCCACCGUCACCGACGCUUCCUCUUACCGUCGCCCACGCUUCCUCUUACCGGCCCACGCUCCCUCUUACCGUCGCCCACGCUUCCUCCCACCGUCGCCCACGCUUCCUCCCCGUCGCCCACGCUUCCCCCCACCGUCGCCAACGCUUUUCCCCACCGUCGCCAACGCUUUUCCCCACCGUCGCCAACGCUUAACCCCACCGUCGCCCACGCUUCCCCCCACCGUCACCCACGCUUCCCCCCACCGUCGCCCACGCUUCCCCCCACCGUCGCCCACGCUUCCCCUGCCAUCGCCCUCCCUGUCGCCCAGGAAUCCCCCCUCCCGCCGGCCUCCCUCCCCUCCCGCGAAAAAUCCCCCCGUCCUCUCAUUACCCCGGCCUCUCCUCCCCCUGUCCCCUGUCCUCUCGUCCCCCUCGUCGUCUCGUCCCCCCGUCCUCUCAUCCCCUCGUCCUCUCAUCCCCUCGUCCUCUCAUCCCCUCGUCCUCUCAUCCCCUCGUCCUCUCAUCCCCUCGUCCUCUCAUCCCCUCGUCCUCUCAUCCCCUCGUCCUCUCAUCCCCUCGUCCUCUCAUCCCCUCGUCCUCUCAUCCCCUCGUCCUCUCAUCCCCCCAUCACGCUCGUCCCCUCGCAAACCCCGUCUCCCUAUCUCCCUGUCCCCCUCGUUCUUUCCCCGUAUCCCCAGCCCUGCUUCCCCCAAUCCCCUUCCUUGCUUCCCCCCAUCCCCUUCCCUGCUUCCCUCCAUCCCUCUCCCUGCUUCCCCCCAUCCCCCUCCCUGCUUCUCCCCAUCCCCUUCUGUGCUUCCCCCCAUCCCCUUCCCUGCUUCCCCCCAUCCCCCUCCCUGCUUCACCCCAUCCCCCUCCCUGCUUCUCCCCAUCCCCUUCCCUGCUUCCCCCCAUCCCCCUCCCUGCUUCCCUCCAUCCCCCUCCCUGCUUCACCCCAUCCCCUUCCCUGCUUCCCCCCAUCCCCCUCCCUCCUUCCCCCCACCCUCUGCCCUGUUCCCAACUGCCCUCCCCAUCCCUGCCUUUCCCUCCCUGCCCUGCCUUUCCCUUCCCCAUCCCUUCUCAACCCUUCCCUUCCUUUUCAUGCCCUCCCCUUCUCCCCCACUCCUCGCCUUCCGCGCUCUAGUUUCCAUGCAUGUGCACCCAUCACUGUCUCACCAUACAUGCUUUCAUCAUGUGCCCUUGUCGUUGCCGUUGUUACCUUGACGCCCACACCACCUCCCCCAUAUGCCUUCACACAAUUCUUUCUGCCUACUCCACUCCCCUAUUUUUCAGUGGUGAAGCAGAGGAGCAACAGUUGCUAG
This is a messenger RNA of Closterium sp. NIES-65, 2451 nucleotides long. The record is from the annotation of a GenBank genome assembly. NCBI's taxonomy places the organism in Eukaryota, Viridiplantae, Streptophyta, Zygnematophyceae, Desmidiales, Closteriaceae.